Messenger RNA from Larimichthys crocea (large yellow croaker), 8387 nucleotides. It is a transcript of the gene dock3, whose product is annotated as dedicator of cytokinesis 3. Bases 792 to 7118 code for a protein of 2108 amino acids. Gene Ontology annotation, biological process: small GTPase-mediated signal transduction. Gene Ontology annotation, molecular function: guanyl-nucleotide exchange factor activity; small GTPase binding. Lineage: Eukaryota; Metazoa; Chordata; Actinopteri; Sciaenidae. The transcript has 54 exons. Gene Ontology annotation, cellular component: cytoplasm; plasma membrane. The record is from RefSeq and is a predicted model, not a curated record.
UGUUUAUUGUUGCGUUUCUCCCGUGCGUGUUCUCGCCAGAGCGCGCGUGUGUGUGUGUCAUGUUGAACUCCCGCACGUGCGCGUCAUGUCACCACUGAUAACCUUUAACGACCGGGGGGUGGCGCAGCACACACACACACACACACACACACACACACACUCUCUGAUCCUCUUAGACUGAUGUAGGCUUCCCUGCUGCUGCUCGGCUGCGCGCGGCUCUCCCGGUCGUCGUACAGCGCGGACACACACGGGACCGGACACACACACGGGACCGGACUCUCGCUCUUUACGUCACCGGACCAGCUCCAAACAAGUUUGACGGGAGCGCACGCGGACAUUUCGAUAAAAUCACAGAUCAGCUGAUCGGCUGCGCGCGCUGAGCUCGUCCUGACGGAUCGUGUUGUGCGCGCUCGGUGCUCGGAUCGCAGCCUCUCGGUACCGUCCUCACGGGGCUUCAGUUUGCAGCAGCCGGAGAUCAGCCCUCAUCCUCGGGCUCCUCUCACGGAAAGCCUCGCAGCGCCGCCGGUUCAUCCCGGGUGGAGGAGAGUUUUUAAGGCGCAGCAGCUCCGGCAGAGAUGGACCCACACACCGCGCCAUGCGUCACUCCAAACCCCAACACUGAUUGAUCUCCUCCACCCUGAACAUUUGAAGUAAACUUUUGCUCCUCCUGCUCCUCCUGCUCCUCCUCUGUCUGUCUCCUCUCCGGUGAUAACCUCCGUAGGAUUUCCAUGAAGCGCCGCAGCGGGUGAUUUAUACUUUUCUUGGGGGAUUUUUUGCUCUGACACCGGGACAUGAUGUGGACACCGACCGAGGACGAGAAGAUAGGAGUGGUGAUCUGUAACUUCCGGGGCUCGGUGACUCAGGGUUUGGCUCUGGAGGUGGGAGAGACGGUUCAGAUCCUGGAAAAAUGUGAAGGGUGGUACAGAGGAUUCUCGACGAGGAGGCCAAAUGUCAAGGGAGUUUUCCCAGCCGGCUACGUUCACCUGAAGAAAGCCAUCGUCACAAACCGAGGACCACAUGAGACCGUGGUGCCUCUGGAGGACCCCAUUGUUACCGAGGUGACGUCGACACUGCAGGAGUGGGCCUUACUAUGGAAGCAGCUCUACGUGAAACACAAAGUGGAUCUGUUCUACAAAGUCCGCCACGUGAUGAUGGAGCUGAUCGACCUGAGGAGGCAGCUCCUGUCAGGUCACCUGACGCAGGACCAGAGCCGAGACGUCAAGAGGCACAUCACCGUCAGGCUGGACUGGGGCAACGAACAUCUCGGUCUGGACUUGGUGCCCAGAAAGGAGUUCGAGAUGGUGGAUGAAGACCAGAUAAGCGUGUCAGAUCUUUAUAAGAUGCAUCUGUCCAGCAGACACAGCGUCCAACAGAGCACCACACAGGGUGACGGUACCCGGCAGCGACACGGGGAGCCGUGCAGAGUUCCGGUACCACACCACCUACUGGUCAACCUGAAGAGCUUCACCUACAACAGCAUCGGAGAAGACACCGACAUCUUCUUCUCCCUGUACGACCUGAGAGAGGGGAAGACCAUCAGUGAGAAGUUCAUGGUUAGACUGAACAAGAACGGAGGACCGAAGAAUCCCGAGAAGGUGGACAGGCUGUGCGCCCUCUUCACGGACCUGAGCAACAAAGACAUGAAGAGAGAUCUCUACAUCAUCUCACAGGUCAUCAGAACAGGCCGUAUGCUGUUGAAUGACAGUAAGAAGGGUCCUCCACAUGUCCAGUACCGCCGACCGUACGGCUGUGCCGUCCUGGCCAUGAGCGACGUGCUGCAGACCAUCUCAGAACUCAAGGAGGAGAAAGACUUUGUCCUCAAAGUCUACACGUGUAACAAUGAGAACGAAUGGUACCAGAUCCACGAGAACAUCAUCCGCAAGUCCAGCACCAAAUACACAGCUCCAAGCACCAACUACGGUCUGAUCAUCUCUCUGCAGCUGCUGAGGGGCGACAUGGAUCAGGUCCGCAGGGAGAACCCGCUCAUAUUCAGCAGGGGGGUGGCCAUCACACGCAAACUGGGCUUCCCUGACGUCAUCAUGCCAGGUGACAUCCGUAACGACCUGUACCUGACCCUGGAGCGAGGUGACUUUGAGAGAGGAGGGAAGAGCGUUCAGAAGAACAUCGAAGUCACCGUCUAUGUGCUUUACGCUGACGGAGAGAUCCUGAAGGACUGCAUCAGUCUGGGUUCAGGCGAGCCCAGCGUGCCCGAGCACCGCUCCUUCGUGCUCUACCACAACAACAGCCCUCGAUGGAGUGAAGUGAUUAAACUGCCGAUCCCCAUCGACCGUUUCAGAGGGUCGCACCUACGCUUCGAGUUCAGACACUGCUCCACGAAGGACAAAGGAGAGAAGAAGCUGUUUGGUUUCGCCUUCACUCCUCUGAUGAGGGAGGACGGCACCACUCUGUCAGACGAGAGCCAUGAACUCUACGUUUACAAGUGUGACGAGAACACCACCUUCAGUAACCACGCCCUCUACCUGGGCCUGCCCUGCUGCAAAGAAGACUUCAACAGCUGCCCCAGCAUCCCGUCCAGCCUCAUCUUCCAGCGCAGCGCCAAGGAGACGUUCUGGAUCUCCACGCAGCUGUCCUCCACGAAGCUCACCCAGAACGUCGACCUCCUGGCCCUGCUCAAGUGGAAGGCCCACCCGGACCGGGUCAUGGACAUCCUCGGCCGGCUGCGACACGUCAGCGGAGAGGAGAUAGUGAAGUUUCUCCAAGACAUUCUGGACACAUUAUUCUCCAUCUUGGACGACAACACUGAUAAAUAUGGACCUCUGGUGUUCCAGUCUUUGGUGUUUAUCAUAAACCUUCUCAGGGACAGUAAAUAUUACCACUUCAGGCCGGUGAUGGACACGUACAUCCAGAAACACUUUGCCGGCGCGUUGGCUUACAAGGAGCUGAUCCGCUGCCUGAAGUGGUACAUGGACCGCUCUGCAGAGGUGAUACGGCAGGACCACAUACAGGAAGCAAUGAGGGCUCUGGAGUAUCUGUUCAAGUUCAUCGUCCAGUCUCGGAUCCUUUACUCUCGGGCCACCUGCGGCAUGGAGGAGGAGCAGUUUCGCACCAGCAUCCAGGAACUCUUUCAGUCCAUCCGCUUCGUCCUCAGCCUGGACAGCCGCAACUCGGAGACCCUCAUCUUCACACAGGCCGCUCUGCUCAACUCCUUCCCGGCGAUCUUCGAUGAGCUCCUGCAGAUGUUCACGGUGCAGGAGGUGGCCGAGUUCGUGCGCGGCACUCUGGGCAGCAUGCCGUCCACGGUGCACAUUGGACAGUCCAUGGACGUGGUCAAGCUGCAGUCCAUAGCUCGGACGGUGGACAGCAGGCUCUUCUCCUUCCCAGAGUCUCGGAGGAUCCUGCUUCCUGUGGUGCUGCAUCACAUCCACCUCCACCUGAGGCAGCAGAAAGAGCUGCUCAUCUGCUCUGGAAUACUCAGCUCCAUAUUCUCCAUUAUCAAGACCAGCUCAAUGGACACGUCGGUGCAGGAGGAGGUGGAGAUGAUGGUGGAGUCCUUGUUGGACGUCCUCCUGCAGACCCUGCUGUCAAUCAUGAGCAAGAGCCAAUCGCAGGAGGCGGUAAGGGGUCAACGCUGUCCGCAGUGCACCGCGGAGAUCACUGGAGAGUAUGUGUCCUGCCUCCUGUCCCUCCUCCGCCAGAUGACAGAUAUCCACUUCCAACACCUGAUGGAGAACUUUCAGAGCAAAGAGGAGCUCAAGGAGUUCUUGUUGAAGAUUUUGUGCGUGUUCAGAAACCUGAUGAAGCUCAGUAUUUUCCCCCGCGACUGGAACAUCAUGAGGCUCCUCACCAGCAACAUCAUCCUGACCACGGCCCAGUACCUGUCUCCUGCUCUGCACAAGAACUUCACAGAAGCCGACUUUGACUUUAAGGUUUGGAAUUCCUACUUCAGUCUGGCCGUGCUGUACAUCAACCAGCCCAGUUUACAGUUGGAAAACCUGAGUCCUGCCAAGAGGAAGAAGGUCUUAGACAAGUACGGAGACAUGAGAGUGAUGAUGACCUACGAGCUGUUCAGCAUGUGGCAGAACCUCGGAGAGAAUAAGAUCCAUUUCAUCCCCGGCAUGAUCGGCCCGUUCCUGGGAGUGACGCUGGUUCCUCAGGUGGAGGUACGGAACAUCAUGAUCCCCAUCUUCCACGACAUGAUGGACUGGGAGCAACGCAAGAACGGAAACUUCAAACAGGUGGAGGCUGAGCUGAUUGACAAGCUGGACAGUUUGGUUUCCGAGGGGAAAGGAGACGAGAACUACAGAGAACUCUUCGGUUUGCUAACCCAGCUGUUUGGGCCGUACCCCAGUCUGCUGGAGAAGAUCGAGCAGGAGACGUGGAGAGAGACGGGGAUCUCCUUCGUUACCUCGGUCACUCGGCUGAUGGAACGACUGCUCGACUACCGGGACUGCAUGAAGGGAGACGAGACAGAGAACAAGAAGAUCGGCUGCACUGUGAACCUGCUGAACUUCUACAAGUCGGAGAUCAACAAGGAGGAGAUGUACAUCCGCUACAUCCACAAACUGUGUGACAUGCAUCUGCAGGCUGAGAACUACACUGAGGCUGCGUUCACCCUGCUGUUGUACUGGGAGCUGCUGCACUGGGACGAGCGGCCUCUCAAAGAGUUCUUACAUUAUCCCGCUCAGACCGAGUGGCAUCGCAAAGAGGGGCUCUGCCGCAAAGUAAUCCACUACUUCAACAAGGGAAAGUGUUGGGAGUUUGGUAUCCCUCUGUGCAGGGAGCUGGCCUUCCAGUACGAAUCUCUGUACGACUACCAGAGUCUCAGCUGGAUACGGAAAAUGGAGGCGGCGUAUUAUGACAACAUUAUGGAGCAGCAGCGUUUGGAGCCGGAGUUCUUCAGGGUCGGAUUCUACGGCAGGAAGUUCCCCUUCUUCCUCCGAAACAAAGAGUUUGUCUGUCGCGGCCACGACUACGAAAGACUGGAGGCCUUCCAGCAAAGGAUGCUGGGAGAAUUCCCACAGGCCAUCGCGAUGCAGCACCCCAAUCAGCCGGAUGAGGCCAUCCUGCAGUGUGACGCACAGUACCUGCAGAUCUACGCGGUGACACCGGUGCCGGACAGCGUCAGCGUCCUCCAGAUGGACAGAGUCCCCGAUCGCAUCAAGAGCUUCUACCGGGUCAACAACGUUCGGCGUUUCCGUUACGACCGACCGUUCCACAAAGGACCUAAAGACCGAGAUAACGAGUUCAAGAGUCUUUGGAUCGAGAGGACGACCCUGAUCCUCACUCACCCUCUGCCUGGGAUUUCACGCUGGUUUGAGGUGGACAAGAGAGAGCUGGUGGAGGUGAGUCCGUUAGAAAACGCCAUCUCUGUGGUGGAGAACAAGAACCAGGAGCUGCGGACUCUGAUCAGCCAGUACCAACACAAGCAGCUGCACGGCAACAUCAACCUGCUCAGCAUGACGCUGAACGGAGUCAUCGACGCCGCGGUCAACGGAGGCAUCGCCAGAUACCAAGAGGCUUUCUUUGAUAAGGAGUACAUCACCAGCCACCCUGAAGACACGGAGAAGAUCACACAGCUCAAAGACCUGAUGCAGGAGCAGGUUCACGUCCUCGGAGUCGGCCUGGCCGUGCACGAGAAGCUGGUGCACCCAGAGAUGCGUCCCCUGCACAAGAAGCUGAUAGAUCAGUUCCAGAUGAUGAGGAGCAGCCUCUGCCAUUGUUUCUACGUGGCGUUGCAGGGUCUGCCGGGCUUAGACAAAGCUGGUUCAGGAGCCAACACUCCCAGAGGGAUCCUGGCCUCUCACAGCCCCAUGAGCCCCGAGAGCUUCAAACUGAUGCACCGGCACAGUGAGGCAGGAAACGUUGGCAGUCUGCUGAUCCUGGCCGAUGGCAUGGUGGUGGAGCAGCACCCCGAGGACUUCUACCGCAUGCAGGCGAGCCCCUCCUCCUCCAGCCUUAGCUCCACCCACUCUGCGCCCUCCCAGAUGAUAAACUCCGCCCCCUCGACCAUCAGAGUCGGCUCUCCGUCCCUGCCGGACAAAUACAGACACAACAGAGAGAUGCUGAUGCUGCUGCCGCCGCACAGAGAGAGGCCGAGCAGCGCCAUGUACACCAACAUCACCGACAACGGACAGCCGGCGAACUUCCAGCGAGCGCUGUUCCAUCAGGUGAUCGGUCCGUGUAAACCGUGCAGUGAUCCAAACCUGUCCGUGGCUGAGAAAGUCCUCACCACUCCCAGUAGUUGGAGUUUGGACAGUGGCACCAGAGAAGCCCUCCCCUUCCUCUCGGCCCAUGUUGGCAGUGUCAUGGCGCCUCCUGUUCCCCCACGCAACCUGCCUCAUGUCAGUCCUGCUGUGUCUCCCCCUGUAGGCCAACACCUGUCGAUGCACUUUGACGCUUUCCACCACCAGGUCAGCGACCUCCCUCCAGCUCUCCCUGCGCGCUCCUUAAGAAAGUCUCCCCUGCACCCUAUACCUGCCUCGCCCACCAGUCCGCAGUCCAUCCUGGAUGGCAGUAACUCCACUUUGUCAGGCAGCGCCAGCUCUGGAGUCUCCUCCCUCAGUGAGAGUAACUUCGGCGGCCCGGCCUCCUCCUCCGACCCCCCGGCCAGUCGCACAGACACUCUGGAGUCCGUCCCCAGCAGCCAGGCCUGGACCACCGACCAGGAAGACCUGGACUCGCCUUACCAGCCCGUCAGGUACAGCGUCUCUGAGCCUGAUGUCCUGGAAGGAGUCAAACCUCCACCCUGCCGCAGCCACUCCGCCCCAGGCGGCGUCGCCCCAGCCCAGGCGGGGGUGACAAAUCAAAUCCAACCCCAGGCACCGGGUUCAGCUUCCACCGGAGCUCCACAACAACCACAGCAGCAGCAACAGGACGGGCUGCCGCACCCCCAACACCACCACUACUACCACCACUUUCACCCGCACUACAUCCCCCAUCACCCACCUCUUUACCACCUCCACGAGCCUCCAGCCCUGCCCCCCAAACCCUACCUCAGAGAGGGGUGUAUCCCCGAGGAAGACCCCCUGAACACCCAGUCUGCACCUCCUCCUCCUGCACCGCGGCCCAUGCCCCGCAAGAUCUCCCAGCCAAUAAUCGCAGCCACCAAGGAGGAGCAAGCGAAGGUGGCCUGGGAGCACGGCGUCAGCGAGGAGUGAGCGAUGAUGAUGAACAGAAUAUAAACUCUUUUCAGAAAGAAGGAAGAGCCCAGAACUGAAGAGAGAGACUCGUCGUCCUGGUUCAGUAACCAAACUAACCACUAAAGAUGAAGUUCAGUCAGUUUCUGACUGCACGGCAUCCUCGUACGAGCACAUCCAGCUUGAUUUCUUUCUUUAAACUAAUUAUUUAAUCAGCUUUUUCACUAAAUAAUAACGUCCACAAACAUAUUUCUAAACGCAGCCACACGUGUACUGAACUUGCACAGAUAUGCAUCAUGUAAGUUAUUGAUUUUAUUUUCACUGUAAACACUAAUGAAACAUGUUAGACGCCCGGUUCUCUGAAGACAAGCAGCACUUUAACAAAUCAAAGCACCAAAACGUCAAAGAAUUAUAACCCUGACGUCUUUAAACUGUCAAAGGGAUGAAGUGAUGACAGAGGCCCAACCAGACGACACGUGGAGGUCCUCCACCUUUGUCAGAUUAUAUUUUCCAUCAGUGUAGAUAAAUGUAACACAGUAUAUAGACCUAUAUAAAUCUAAUUUAUAUUUAAUCCUGAUACUUUUGAUUGAAGGUGAAACCUACGUAGAAAUAUGCAAGACAAGCGGCUUCGUGAGCCGCUCGUAGCUGUCGAUGGUACGUGAAGGACGACAUGUCGCAUCCCGAAACUUCAGGGGUCCAGAAAGGAUUUUAUUUAAAGCUUUCGAUGUUAAAGAGGCGUUGAACCCCAGAGGGAUUUUUUUUAGCUGAGGAGACGUUCAUGGGAAAAAACCUGUAAAUGUGCGCGAGGCAUCAGAUGGAUAUUUAUAGAGAAUAUUAACUAUAAUAAAUAUACACUUUUUUGUCAUUUUUUAAUGAAAGUAAUGAACUGUACAUUUUUUAAAAUCAGGUUUUGUAUGCAUGUUUGUUCAUGGGAAGAGCCACAAAAGGUGAAACUACUGGAGAACUUCGGUGCACUGAAGACGAGCCGCUGUGUUUUCUGCAAAAAAUACUGUGAAGGAGGAAACCGUUGUGUUUUUUAUUUUGUUGGUUUCAUUUUAGCCACCGGCUCAGAUUACGUCAUCCUGAAAUCCAGCCAAUCACUGCUCGAACAAAACUGAACUGUGACCAGCUGUCAGCUCGCCUGGGUUAGCUUCUUUAACGGCUACGCUGUGUUUCUCUCUCAGUCUGGAUCAUAUUUUCACACAGUGAACCUUCAUAACGCGACAGAUCUGAAUCACAAAGUCUCAGAGUACAGACGAGGAUCAGGACCACAUGGGAGAAUUUAUUUGA